AUGGCGCCCGAGAACGCCGCGUCCCCUUCCGAGCGCUUGCCCCGGCUCAACGUGGACGAGCACCUCGAGCCGGACCCGAAGUCGACCAAGACGUCGUCUCCCCAAAAGGACAAAGGCCAGCACCUCCAAGACGAGCCUAGCGACGACGCCACCAAACUCUCCAAGGCCCGACAGUUCCUCAAUUGGGUGCAACAUCUUCGCGAGACCUUCGGCACUGCGUUCCUCGUGCUCAUCACGGUCGUGUACGUGGUGCAAGGCUUCUCGAGCUUCACCGCGCUGGCCGUCAACUACUUCUUCAAGGACCAUCUGCACCUGCACCCGACGCAGUCGCAGCUGCUGCAGAUGCUCAUCAAGGUCCCGUGGAGGGUCAAGCCUGUGUACGGCAUCCUGUCGGACAGUUUGCCGCUCUUUGGCUACCACCGCAAGUCCUACAUGAUGCUGUGCAGCGUCCUGCAGACGGCCGCAUCCCUCACUAUGGCGGUGCCCGACCUCGUCACGACGCCGGCCAUUGCGGUGCUCAUGCUCAUGCUGCAGAGUCUGUCGGUGGCUGUGAUCGACGUGGUGAUCGACGCUAGAGUCGUGGAGAUCUCGAGACUGGACCCCAUCAAUGGGCCGAAUGAUCUGCAGUCCUUGUCGUGGAUAGCAACGUCACUUGGAGGAAUGCUCGGCGCCUUCCUGUCUGGCCCGGCGACGGACGAUUUAGGCGUGCGUGGGGUCUUUUUAACUGCUGCACUGGGUCCGAUCACCACGUUGAUGUUCUCCAUGACUAUGGAGGAGUCCAAGAGCACACUGAGCAAGCGCGACUUUGUGUCUUCAGCGUCGAAGCAGUUGAAGCAACUCAAGACUGCUAUUUGCACCCCCGUGGUCUGGAUGUGCGCGCUGUGGGUCUUCAUCUCGCACGCCAUCAGUCCUGCGUACACUCAAGUUCUGUUCUUCUUCUCGACGGACGUGCUGCACUUCACUCCGGAGUUUUUGGGCACGGUGUCGGCCAUCGGGUUCAUCUUCCUCAUGGUGGGGACCAUGCUGUACAACAUGUUCUUCACCAACGUGUCGUUCCGCCGCAUCUUCAUGGCCGCGCAGCUCUGUCUCGCUCUGGUGUCGCUGGUGGAUGUUGUACUAGUGACGCGCACCAACCUGAAGCUCGGGAUUCCGGACAAGGCCUUCGUGCUGGGCGACCACGUGGUCGCAGACGUCAUCGGCCGCCUCAAGACUAUGCCGAUCAUGGUUCUGUGCGCCAAGUUGUGCCCCAGGGGCAUCGAGGGCACGCUGUUCGCGCUGCUCAUGUCCAUCUCCAACCUCUCGUACAGUGUGAGCGAGUUCUGGGGCGCCUUCGUCUGCGACUGGAUGGGGAUCACGCAGGACCAGUACGAGAACCUGUGGCUGGCCAUUGUGCUCCGCAGCGCGCUCAAGGUCGUGCCGAUCUUCUUCCUCUUCCUGAUCCCAUCCACGGACCCGCAGGAGAUCAUCGACAAGCUGGACUUCAGUACUCCAGCGCAUACGGACCAGGAAGACGAUGAAGAUGAUGAACACUCCGGGACGAUCCGAGAAGAUCACGCAGUGGACACGUGCUCACCCUCGGAACAAGUCCUGCUGAAGGGCACCGCCGGCUCCGUCGUUUAA
This is a messenger RNA of Phytophthora sojae, 1620 nucleotides long. RefSeq lists its product as hypothetical. The coding region runs from base 1 to 1620 and encodes 539 amino acids. The record is from RefSeq and is a predicted model, not a curated record. The transcript has a single exon. Gene Ontology annotation, cellular component: membrane. Lineage: Eukaryota; Oomycota; Peronosporomycetes; Peronosporales; Peronosporaceae.